GUUAACACACUGACCAGUUAAUAUACUAACCAGUUAAUAAACUGACCAGUUACUAAUUUAACCAGUUGAUACACUGACCAGUUACUAAUUUAACCAGUUAAUAAACUGACCAGUUACUAAUUGAACCAGUUAAUAAACUGACCAGUUAAUCUCACCACAGAGACUCGACACCACCACCAGUUCCAGCAAUAAUUCACACCAGAUAUGAUCAUAAUAUUGUGGAUUAACUUCGUUUUGAAGAGUGAUGUCACUUCAACAUGUUCAUCUGUGUUUUUCUGUCACAGGAAACUGAUCCAGACUUUACCCACUGUGCCGUGUGUAUUGAAGCGUACCAGCUCAACGAUGUGGUUCGCAUUCUGCCCUGCAAACAUGUCUUCCAUAAGCUGUGCGUGGACCCCUGGCUGAACGAACACUGCACCUGUCCCAUGUGUAAACUCAACAUCCUCAAAGCUCUCGGCAUCAUGACCAGUCUUCCCUGCGUGGACAGCGUGGUGUUGGAUGUGGAGCGUCUGGGCGUCAGUCAGGCGUCCGGUGGUCAGAGGCUGACGCUGGGCGACCAGCCGUCUAUUAGCCUUGAGCCGCUCAGCCCCCCCCCACCCUGAGGCCACGCCCAGAACACCUGCUGACAUCACCAUUGCUGUGACCAGCGGAGGUCACUUCUUCAACAGGACCUCGAUGUCUCCUCUGGUGGUCUGUGAGAUGGAGCUACCAGACAUCCAGGCCUCGCUAGACCUUUAUGACGACAACAAGUCCUGAGGCCCGUCGUCAUGGUUUACGACCCCCCUCCACCUGCUAAAACAUCAUCAAUCCAUCAGAUUUUCUUCAGACUGAACAUGGAGUCUAGACUCUGGUCUGGAUCCGGUUCUAAGUUUACACUUGUUAACCUUGACACGCGGGGCCAGUUGUUGGGUCAAAUUCUUAAAACACUACGUAAAACAAAUAAUUCAGAGAACUGAACUCCAGAUCCGACUCCGGCCCAGGAUCCAGAACCUGAACUAGGUUCCUCUGGUAGACCUGGAGGUAAUGUUGUUGUUGAACUUUGAGAAAAGAUCCUGGAAAACGUCCAGUCCAUCAAAGCGCUUUUGUGUUCUUGGAAAAGGGUUUCUGGGUCCUGAGUUCCUGAAAAGGUUCCUUGAAAGGUUACUGAGCACCUCAGAAAGUUUCUGGGUCCCUGGAAAACAGCAAAUUCCUUAAAUAGUUCUAGGAAAGGCCCUGGGUUUUUAAAAAGGUUGUGUUUCUGGAAAAGUCCCUAAAAGGUUCCUCUGGAAAAAUCCCUAAACGGUUCCUCAAACCCAGUGAAGGUUUCUGUCCAUGUCGUAACUCUGCAACCUGACCCUCUGUCUGAAGGCCUGUACCUGGAUCAGAACUCCUCUACUAGAGACACUGUCUGAGCUGAUUCUUCCUAUUCAUCAUCAGACUGGAACCAGGACCAGUGGAUGACCCGGAUCCUCUGGAGAGACAUUUGAGGAAACAAUCGUGGACUUUAAAGCUUGAUUUAUUGGAGGGUCAUGAGCAAAGUGCCAUCACCAGACACGCCCCUUUUUUAAACUACGUGGAUCGACGUAGACCAUGAGGAACUUUGAGGAGCUUCCAGAAACCAUCACAGAGUAAAAAGAUCCAAACGUUUCCACGUCCGCUCAUCGUUGGAAAGUAUAACCAAGGCUUCACAGUGUUAACUCCUCUGUAGCUCAACACAUGUUUCUCUGUAGAACAAAGAGACGUUAGAUUUAAAGGAGCAGUCCAACAUCUCAGAAGAUACUCUGGUUCUCUGUUUCUAUCAGGUAGAGUUCCUCAGAGAGGCGACACGGGUCCUCUGUUAUUAAAAGUUCUAGAGGUUUUAAACUUGUUCUUCAGAGUCAGACGAGAAGAUGAGUAGCUUAGCUUAGCACAAACAGUGGACCCAAGAAGAAACUUUCAAAAUGAACUUACAACAAUUUGAAGUCUGUCUGUUUGUAUCUAGUUAACUAACCAACCAAUCAGCAGUUCCUUCUGUAGUCAGCUGAUUUAGAUGACAGUCAACACAUCUGGAUUCCUCGGGUCUGUGAGCCAAUGAGAAGAGAGUCUGAGGUGGGUCACUUCCUGUAACUGUAAGCAAAACACAUGUAGGCUCACAUUCUUCAUGUUUUAACUCCUUGUGAUUAAAUAAUCUAAGUUUCAUUCAAAUGUGAAUAGAUUACUAUAAUAUAUAUGAACAGCUGGAGGAGUUAAUUCUCCGGUUGGUGCCGCUGCCGAUAUUUAUUUUAAGGUUGUAAUCAUCUGUACUGUCUCACAUCAGCUGCUCUUAGUUAGCUUUUAGCUCCUGCAGCUAACACACAAUAGGAAACAAUAGUGGAUGUUAGCAUCGACCCGAUAACGUUACUUCACAGACAACAUGAGUGAGGCCUGAAUCCUCUCUUCCUAUUGGCUGACAGACCUGGUUCUGUCUGAAUCCUCUCUUCCUAUUGGCUGACAGACCUGGUUCUGUCUGAAUCCUCUCUUCCUAUUGGCUGACAGACAUGAGAACCAGAGUGUCUCCUGAAGUGAUGGACUGCUUCUUUAAGAUGUAUUAAACAGCUUCUGAAUUACUCAGCGUGUAAUAAUAAUAAGCUCCAGUGAAGGAGCUCCAUAUAUUAAAAGCAUUAUACAAUCUAUAACCUGACUGAUCGAUCAAUAUUAUCUCUGAAGUGACCUGAGGACCCGUCUGUCCUCGUGUCUGUGUCACAUGCUGGUGAUGAUGUCACAUAAUGGUAACGAUGAUGAUGAAGAGGAUGAGUGUGAUGCUUUCAGUUCACUGUGUCUCUUACUGCCUCAGCAUUUAAGUGUCAUUAAAGUGUCUUUAUUGCCUUU
This is a messenger RNA of Anarrhichthys ocellatus (wolf-eel), 2826 nucleotides long. Its product is annotated as E3 ubiquitin-protein ligase RNF130-like. Lineage: Eukaryota; Metazoa; Chordata; Actinopteri; Perciformes; Anarhichadidae. The record is from RefSeq and is a predicted model, not a curated record. The transcript is spliced from 4 exons. Bases 258 to 602 code for a protein of 114 amino acids.